Messenger RNA from Strongylocentrotus purpuratus (purple sea urchin), 1825 nucleotides. Its product is annotated as serine racemase-like. Gene Ontology annotation, molecular function: serine racemase activity; pyridoxal phosphate binding; magnesium ion binding. The transcript is spliced from 7 exons. Gene Ontology annotation, biological process: L-serine metabolic process; D-serine biosynthetic process; pyruvate biosynthetic process. The coding region runs from base 481 to 1608 and encodes 375 amino acids. The record is from RefSeq and is a predicted model, not a curated record. Lineage: Eukaryota; Metazoa; Echinodermata; Echinoidea; Camarodonta; Strongylocentrotidae.
AAAAUCGUCGACUUUUUUCAUACAUUCCGCUGUUCCGCCGGUAGUUGCGUAGCAACCAUAGGCGCCGGAAGUGUCUUUUGUCUUUUGGAUGUGUUUGAUGAUAGCACCCCUUCGUGAUCACUGAUCCCUUUCCGACAUCACCCAUGCGUGACAGGUCAGCUCAAUUAUUCAAGCGCCAUUGUUGUCUGUUUCGGAUCCGUUUUUAGCACCUUAUUAAUAUCUACCUCUAUCUCCACUAUCCUGCAUACUACAGAUUUCUUACGAGAUCUUCAACCUGUAUCAAGAUCAUUAUCAACGGCAAAUACGGACGUAAUUGCGUGCAUAUCGUUCUAACACGAUUGUAGUUCUAGCUAGUUGAUUUUGCUUUGAUGAAUCUGUCAGUGAGGCGCUGCCUGCUACUUAAUUUUCGGAGGAGUGAGUUUUUUUGUUUUUAUGUCUAGCAUUUUGAUUUUAUAGAGCUGUAUAUAAACGAGGAGCUGCAUGGUAGGGAGAAUCCGUUGGCUUGAUCUGCCCGAGUUAUGCUGUAUAUGUCUCUGUCAUCAUCUUUCAACACAAAUAGUGAGAUCAGUCAUGGCGUCAGAACGACAGGGCUCACCAUUGCCGUUCAGCGUUACGACUUCUGUUACUGAGGAAUCUGUCCGGGCAAGCGCGAAGAGAAUCGCUGGUCAAAUCCAUCAGACGCCGGUGAUGACGUCGUCGAAGCUGGAUCAGAAGACCCGAGGGAGGAAAGUGUUUUUUAAAUGCGAACACUUACAGAAGACAGGAUCUUUUAAGGUUCGUGGUGCUCGUUCUGCCCUUACAAAACUACUGGAGACAGGUAUCGACCCCUCUGACGUCAACCUUGUGACAUACAGUUCAGGGAACUUUGCAGCAGGACUGACCGUGGCCGCCGGAUCCACAGGCAUCAAGAAUUGCACGAUCCUUAUGAGUAGAGAUUGCUCGCCCCUGAAGAAGACACUGGUUGAAUCACUAGGAGCUAAAGUACAGCUCUUCACCGGAGACCAAGAACGGGUUGCCAAGCCAAGAUCGGCUGUCGAGGCAGGGGCUUUAUACAUAUCAUCAGGACAAACUUAUGACGUCAUUUCUGGUCAAGGCACUGUUGGGUUGGAAUUCUUAAGCCAGGUCCCUGAAUUGGACGCGAUUGUGGUACCAGUAGGUGGAGGAGGACUUAUAUCUGGCAUAGCAACGAUUGCUAAGGCAAUAAAACCCAAUAUUUUGAUCAUUGGAGCAGAGCCUUCACUCUCGAACUCAUGCGAACUUUCACUCCGUAACGGCAAUCUCUGCCAACUAAAUCAUGUAGAAAAGGCAAACUCAACCGUUGCAGAUGGAUUGAGAGUUUCUAUUGGUUCGAAUACCUGGCCAAUCAUCAAGGAGUACGUCGAUGACGUCAUAUCGGUAUCCGAAGAUGAAAUCAAGAAUGCUACUCUCCUCGUCUGGCAUUAUUUGAAACAAUGCGUUGAACCGUGUGCUGGAGUCCCUUUGGCCGCCAUCUUUAGCGAAAAGUUUGCGUCACUUCCGGCAGAGGUCAUUAAUGUUGGUGUGAUCCUUUCCGGUGGGAACAUCAGUCAGGAGUGCAUGAGAAUCUUCCUACAAGAUAAUGAAAAUUGAUAUAACUUGCUUUGACAAAUAUCCUCCUCGUACGCCGACACAUAAAUGGUAUUACAACAGGUUAUCAGGAAUUGACAUUGUAACUAUGUCAUUAUUGUAUUCGUACUGAUAUAUGUAUGACGGAUCCCAUGCAAGAAGCAAAUACAUGUUCUCAGGUUCAGAAACAUAAUGAAAUGAUAUCAAAUUGAAUAUAUAUAUGAGCGUUCUGAUUCUAGAA